GCGUCUGGCUUUGCGCAUUGCAGUGUGAAAGAGAACUGACAAAACGAAGUUCGGACUGGCUUUUGGGACGCUUAUUGUCUCCUUAUUCUUUAUUUUAUAGACAGACUUUAAAACUUUAAGCAUGUUUCAUCUACUGAAAGAUGUCAUCAAGAGCCUGUUGCGCCGGCAGCAGUCACGAGGCUCCUCGGAGUCUCAUCCGGAGAGCGAUGUCGAUGCGCAAGGGAUGUCCGUGGAGGAGGCCAAGGCCUUGGCACGCCGCUUCCAGGUGAUCGAGUCCAGUGUGGGACUCCUGGGCUGUCUGUGCGUCAGCUUUGCCGUGUGGGCGCCUUUUUGGCUAGACAGUGAGGGACUAUGGACCAUGAGCAACAGCACCCAUCCUGACAGUGAUUGGGAGGGACACAACAUAGUAAAAGCGCUGGAGUUUGAGCAGGUGUUCGCAGUGUUGUCCUUCAUUAUGGCGUUCUGCUCGGGCACUCUGUGUCUCCUGUUCGCCCUCUGCUGGACACAUGAGACGAUGCACACCUACUCCAACACCCGCUCCCUCCUCAUGGCAGGCACAGCACACUACCCCACCACUCUGCUGCUCAUCACUCUCAAUUUAACAGGUUUUUUCUUCAUCCUCUCCUGGUCCCUCUUCACUCACGAGCACCUACAGGAGAUACGGCAGGACAUCGGCCGCCUGGGCCUCUGCUAUUGGCUGGGAGCCUUGGCCUGGACUAUCCUAUUGGUCGUGGAGCCUGUCAUUUUCAUUGUGGAGCAGGUCGUGGUCCCGGACCUAAUGCCUUACAUGAUGGAGACUGUGGGCCUGAGCUCUGAGGGCUACGACACCAUCUUUAUGGGCAAACGCAGCAGUUUAAAGACGCCGAAGCUGCGCUACGAUCCCACCCUUGGGAGGUUUGUGACAGUGCGCUGAGCCAAUCGCUGCACUCAACUGUAUCUGCGUGGACCAAUGGAGAUGCUGGGAGAUGAUUGACAGGUUGGAUGUGGCCUACCUCCUCUGAUGUUCACGCUCAGUAAGAGCUGUGGUACUGGAGCAAAAGGGGACUAUCAGUACAUGGGCUGGGUGUGGCCAAAACUGUACAUCUCAGCUGCAGAUAAAGAUCAACUUGAACCGUCUUACUCCAAUACAUGCCUGGGGCAGACAAAUACACUAUUAAGUUUGAACUUUAUAGUAAAAAAAAACACUUUCUCUUUUCUUGGAAUCCUUAUAGAUGGUCAUCACUAGACUCUUACCAGCAUGUCUUUGUCGACUUUUUUUUGUUUCACACUAGACGUCAACUGCAGACAAUGUGAGGUAGUUCCCUCUGACCCCAAGCCUCGUGUGGCGAAGAUUACAGCAACAUCUAACAUCAGUGACCUCAGUAAGUUGGACUCAAGUUACAGGACUGUGUUUCGCACAUCAGCGUAUCCUGAAGCCUAGUGUGGCGGUGUGUCCUUGGACGUAAGACGUCCUUGGAUAUCGUAGAGGGAAUAGUACAAGAUGAGAUGAGAUCCUUUUUCUCUGACAGCAAUGUCAGAUAAUGCCCAUGUUUGCUGUGUAGUACAGUAUGUGUGAACCCUCUCCUGACGCUGCUUACACAGCAGUGCACACAGUGCAGUACAUGGGAACACUGGAAAAGCCUUACAUCUUCACUACCCAUACACUGCUCUACAAAGUCGAAGUGCUGAUUCUACAGUAUGAGGGAAGUUCUCAUAGUGGUCUGUCAAUCAUGCGGUUGGAUGGGUUUGGCAGGGAGGCCGACAGGAGGGGAAAAAAGGGGUCCAAAGUUGUCCCGGGUACAGAAUUUGGUCCUCAUUACAUUCUAUGUAUUGGGGAGGGGGUGCUUUCAUGUGACUUUGUCGUGGGCUAGACCAAAGCUGUCAGCGGCACUGGAGUUUGGUGUGGUCUCUUAAUAGAAAGAAGCAAAAGAUCAGUCACAAUACAAACUUAGAUUCCAGUCUAAAAAAAACAUUGCCACAUUUUGACUUUGUUGGGCAGUAUAGUUUCGGCCAAAGCCCAAACUUUUUAUUGCAUGAAAUGUGGGCGUAUAAAAUAGCAGUCUUCCUACGGUACACAACCUUAUUGGGUUGGCCUGCUUGACUGUAGGAGGAUUUUCCUCUGUUCACUGAAGUUACACUACAUAAGCUAUGUUUCAAAAUAGGCUUGGGCACACCAAGAGAGUGACAGAACAAUUUCUCUUUUUCUUUGUUUUUCCAUUUAAAAGCUGGUUACUGCCUUCAACCUUUGCUAUAAGGCUGUUUCACAGAUUCAGCUGCAGUGUCACAUAAAAUGUUAUGGAAGGCUUGCCACAUUCAAUAACUUCUUUUUAUAUAAACAAUGCUAGCAAAGAGAGUGCUGCUCUCCCAAGCCUUUUUUUCUUGCACACUGUAGGCCUACUGUGUUGUUUUCAGCUGAGUGAAACUGAUGUUGUGGUGAUUUAUACUAAAACAAAACAAUGCCGUGACAUGUGAAACAUGAACUGUGCUUGUUUUUGUCGACCUUAGUGUUCUAGCGUGUAUUUAUCAACAAACCAUGUACCUUGAGCUUCUUACAACCACACGAUUUUUCUGCUUUAUUUUGUUUUUGUACCCUUAUUAUUGCAUUGUGUAAUUAGUUCUCAGAAGGUGAACAGUAAUGUAUUUUCAUAUUUUUGCAAUAAAAUUAUACAAUACA
Engraulis encrasicolus (European anchovy) is the source of this 2653-nucleotide messenger RNA. RefSeq lists its product as uncharacterized. The record is from RefSeq and is a predicted model, not a curated record. Lineage: Eukaryota; Metazoa; Chordata; Actinopteri; Clupeiformes; Engraulidae. The coding region runs from base 122 to 913 and encodes 263 amino acids. The transcript has 4 exons.